Messenger RNA from Gorilla gorilla gorilla (western lowland gorilla), 3681 nucleotides. It is a transcript of the gene ZFP1, whose product is annotated as ZFP1 zinc finger protein. Bases 560 to 790 code for a protein of 76 amino acids. Gene Ontology annotation, biological process: negative regulation of transcription by RNA polymerase II; regulation of cytokine production; regulation of immune system process. Gene Ontology annotation, molecular function: DNA-binding transcription repressor activity, RNA polymerase II-specific; RNA polymerase II cis-regulatory region sequence-specific DNA binding. Gene Ontology annotation, cellular component: nucleus; nucleoplasm. The transcript is spliced from 5 exons. Lineage: Eukaryota; Metazoa; Chordata; Mammalia; Primates; Hominidae. The record is from RefSeq and is a predicted model, not a curated record.
GCAGUGCUGCGAGCGCGCCGGUGGCCGCCCUUCCCCCACCACCAGCGGCGAGUGGGUGACAGAGCCCCCGUCUCCGCGCGUCUUCGCCGCCCUGCGCCGUGACCCGCUGUGGCACUGGGCCACGAGUGAAGGCUGCGCCCCUCCAGGAGAUGCGCCUCAGACGGGCGGCGAAGGGCUCGGGCCGCGCGGGAGCGAGUCCUGGAGCCCCGGCGGGCGCGCGCGCGCGCGGGACAAGGCCCCCGCCGGGGCGUGGUGGGGGCGUGGCCUGACACACCUGGCCACGCCCCGAUGCCUGGUGCCUCGUGGGUGGAGGAAGGACUGGAGCCUGGUCAGUUGCCGGUGGUGAAGGAGAACCGUGAUCCCUUUGUCAGAGGGUCUUCAGUGAGGUGUCCCCCUGAUCCUCGCAUCCACCCCGUGACUUCCAGCGUUAUCAUCUCCGUCGCUAUCCCAGGAACACGGGAGGUUCAGAAGGGGAAAGUGAUUUCCCUAAGGUCUCACAACCCGGUGGUACUUUAUUUCUGCCUUCAUAGUUCUCUGCCUUUGCCCAAAACUGCAGAAAAUGAACAAAUCCCAGGGAUCAGUUUCAUUCACGGAUGUGACUGUGGACUUUACCCAGGAGGAAUGGGAACAACUGGACCCCUCUCAGAGGAUCCUAUACAUGGAUGUGAUGCUGGAGAAUUAUAGCAACUUACUUUCAGUGGGUAAGGACGGUUUUCAGAAGUGUGGAAGGCUGAUGACCAGAUGGAGAGAGACCACAGAAACCCAGACGAGCAGGCGAGGCAAUUUUUAAUUCUUAAGAACCAAACCCCAAUUGAGGAAAGAGGCGAUCUCUUUGGAAAAGCACUUAAUCUGAACACAGACUUUGUUUCUUUAAGACAAGUACCUUAUAAAUAUGACUUAUAUGAAAAAACUUUGAAAUGUAAUUCAGACUUGCUUAAUAGUAAUAGAAGCUAUGCAGGAAAGCAGACUGAUGAGUGUAAUGAAUUUGGAAAAGCACUUCUCUACCUGAAGCAAGAGAAAACCCACAGUGGAGUAGAAUAUUCUGAAUACAAUAAAAGUGGAAAAGCCCUCAGCCAUAAAGCAGCCAUUUUUAAACAUCAGAAAAUAAAAAACUUGGUUCAACCUUUCAUUUGUACUUACUGUGACAAGGCUUUCUCCUUUAAGUCACUCCUCAUUAGUCAUAAGAGAAUACAUACUGGAGAAAAACCGUAUGAAUGCAGUGUAUGUAAGAAAACCUUCUCCCAUAAGGCCAACCUCAUCAAACAUCAGAGAAUUCACACUGGGGAGAAACCUUUCGAGUGUCCGGAAUGUGGAAAAGCUUUCACCCACCAGUCAAACCUCAUUGUACACCAGAGAGCACAUAUGGAGAAGAAGCCCUAUGAGUGCAGUGAAUGUGGAAAGACAUUUGCCCAAAAGUUUGAACUCACCACACACCAGAGAAUUCAUACAGGAGAGCGACCCUAUGAGUGUAACGAAUGUGCAAAAACCUUCUUCAAGAAGUCAAACCUUAUCAUACAUCAGAAGAUUCACACGGGGGAGAAACGCUAUGAGUGCAGUGAAUGUGGAAAAUCCUUUAUCCAGAACUCACAGCUCAUCAUACACAUGAGAACUCAUACAGGAGAGAAACCCUAUGAAUGUACUGAGUGCGGCAAAACUUUCAGCCAGAGGUCAACUCUUAGAUUACACUUGCGCAUCCACACAGGAGAGAAACCAUAUGAGUGUUCCGAAUGUGGGAAGGCCUUUAGCAGGAAGUCCCGACUCAGUGUCCAUCAGAGAGUUCACAUCGGGGAGAAACCCUGAAACUCCAGCCAGGUUGUACUGUGGAAAACUCCUGCCAGAACUCUUCAAGCGGGUGAGAAACCUCAUGACAGUAUUGAGGGAACAUGGGAAUUCAUACUGAGAUGCAAUCUCUCAACUCAAAAAUGUAUUAAAAAUAGGAUCCCAUGAGAACAUUAUACUGGAAGUUACAUGUGAUACCCAGCUAAAGAAUACAUAUCAGAAUAUAUCCAGUUGUAAAUAGCCACACCCAGUUGUACUACAAUGAGCUUUUUAAAAUCUUGAAUGAAUUGAGUAUUCUAGACAGCAGCAUAAGAAAUAUACAAACAGUAUCCUAUGAAUUUAGUGGUUUUAUGUGGAUAUGCCACAAAACACAAGUGGUAUGCUUUAGAUCUGCACAUGUGAAUUUAGCAUAAUCACUGGGAAUUUGAAAUUCUUGUCCUCUGUGAUAAUUAGGAGAUAAGAUUUUCCAUACUAAACAUCACAUGUGUUUUUCAGUAUCUCUGCAAUCCAGUAUGCAUUCCAAAUGAAAUGUGUAACAUUUAAAGUAGCAUGGAACCUACGUCUUUCCCUACUGCUUGCUGGCAUAUAUCAGUUGGUAUGAACAUUGUUCUUGAGCUGCCUCUUAGGAAACAGAAGACAGUGUUGAAGUUUUCCCUGCUUCUGGUUUGCUGAAGAUUUUCUAGAAGCACUAUUUACACAAAUAUGCAAAUGUGAAAUAACUGAUCUAUAACGUGAAGGAGGUAGACAUGAGCUGUACUACUCAGUAUGCACCACAGAAUAAGAGUUUGCCGUGUAAAGACAAUAUGCCUGUGGGAUAUUUGCAUACAAAUGCAUGUCUGUUACCAAAAUAUUGUGUAACACAGACAGAAACCACCUGUUUUUGUCUUCCCUUGUUUCCCUUAAUAUUUCAUGAAUUGUCUAGCAAAAAUGGUAGGAUGCUUCUGUAGUUCACAAAUGUUACAUUUCAGAGACUUUAGAGGAAAAAUUAUUUUAAAUAACUGUCAACUGUUUCAUUGCUUUUUAAAUUUUUCAUGUGCAUAACCCCCUUUAGAAGUGAAUUUUUACACUAUUUUGUUGUUUAAAGGAGGCAUUUCUACUUCCUUGAGUUUUGCUGUUGCCAACCUAAAACAUUUCCCUUUGGAACAUGAGUUAUAAGUUAUUACUUUUCCUUUACAUGUUUACACUUUUAUAAAAGUCAGAUUUUUCAGUGGUCUCUCCAGAUAUUAACAAGAAUUGUUGUGUAACUCAAAGAUUUGCUUUUAUAGACUUGAUUUCAAAUUCUUAAGUUCAGCCUUUCCCUAUCGAUCACAAAUCAUGUAUUGGAAAUUAUAAAUGGCAACCAAAAACUGGCUUUUAAAAAAUAUUUUUGGAUAUCAUUGAUGUGCUGUCACACUAUAUAUUAAUUUGAAUGACUUUCUGAACAAAUUUAUCCAGAACAUCCAUAGCCCAAUAAGCUUUUGUCUAAGUUGUCAUCUUACUUACUCACAAAGGAGGGGAAAACGUUAUUUCCAUAGCUGCUUUUAGAAAUGUAAAUUGUAACAGCCUCCUUGGAAAACAUUGUGAGUCUGUUUUAACAUUAACAUACUCUUACAACCUAGGAAUCUCCUGGGAAUCUAUCCCUAAGGAAUAAAAAGUGCCAGUACUUAAGAUUAUAUGUUUACUAAUGUAUGUUGUAUUUUUUGGUAAGGACCAAAAAAACAAAAAAAGAAAAAAGACCAUCAGUAAGGGAAUGGAUGAAUAAACUGUGGUAAAAACAUACCAUGGCUGAAUGGUAUUUCCUUGAAAAGAAUGUGUGGGAACAAACUCCAAACUUCUCUAGGUCAAAUCAGGAAAGCAAGAGGGGAGACAGAGAGUGUAUGUGUGUGUGUAGCAGUUUUUAUAAAAUAAAGAUAAACCCUUAUA